CGUAAUAUAGUUUAAGUACUUUUGUUUGUUUUUUUUUUUUUCACUCCGUUGUUGUUCUCGAAAAACCAUAAUUUGAUAAUAGAUAAGUAUACUCGUAUUUAGCGAUGGGUUCUUCCAGGUGACACAAUUUAUUGAAUCCUCAUCAGUUGUCUUGAAAAGUACAGUCUUCAAUUGGUUUUGCACGUAAUAAAAAAGGUGUCAGAAAAGAUCUAAACACAAUGACUGGAGACAUAGUUGCCAAAAAAUUGAAUUUAGAGGCAUUAACCAAAAAUAAAAGGCCAGUUCAAAUGGAGCUGAUGCCACAACCAGCAAAGAAAAAGACUCGAUAUAAAGUUGAUUUAGAGCCAAUGGAAGAAAAACUGAAACAGUUAGAGGAUCCACCCUCCACGCCUUGGGAAAAAAAAAUUUGUUCAGCCAGACUUCCCUACUCAUUUUUUAAUGUGCCAUGUAAAACAUUGGCUAAAAAUAUGCUAGGAAAAGUGCUCGUCAGGAAACUAGAUGAUGGAACAAUCCUGAAGGGACGAAUUGUAGAGACAGAAAGUUAUUUAGGUGGUGAAGAUAAAGCAUCCCAAACUUAUGGUGGAAAAGUUACUCUGAGAAAUAUUCCCAUGUUUAUGGUACCUGGAACUAUUUAUGUUUAUUUUACAUACGGAAUGUAUCAUUGUUUUAAUAUAUCCAGCCAAGAGGAAGGCAGUGCAGUACUUAUUCGAGCUCUAGAACCUUUGGAAGGCAUACAACACAUGACAGAGCACAGAAGUCAAAGGCCUUAUGCUAAACUUCAAAAAAAAUUAUCUAAAGUACUGAAAUUUCACGAAUUAUGUAAUGGACCAUCAAAAACGUGUAUGGCACUGAAGCUUGAAAAAUGUCACAGUAAAUAUUCCAUUUGCAAAUGGAAAGGACUUUGGUUGGAAGAUGAUGGGUAUCAAGAGGAAAUAAAAAUAGUGGAGUGUCCCAGAAUCGGGAUAGAUAGUGCCGGUGAAGAAUGGGCAAAUAAACCAUUAAGGUACUAUGUGUAUGGUCAUAAUUGUGUAAGUAAAAGAGAUAAAAAUGCAGAGUCGACAUUUUUGCAGGGUUCGUAAAAUUCUUUUCUAAUCAUGAAAUAUGUUUAAGUGAUUUUGAUACUAAAAACAGAACAAACUAUUUUUUAUAAUAAAACAAAAAAUUAUUAAAAGUCAUUUUUUUUAAUUAUGUCCAAAAUUAGCAUCAAAACAACGAUAAAACGCUAAUCUCUCGAUUACAUGAUAAGUUACAAAGUUUUAUACAAAUAUAUUUCUUUAAAUGGAAUAUUGUUCAUAUAUUACAUACAUAAAUAUAAAAUGCAGCGGUUA
Molecule: messenger RNA, 1328 nt
Organism: Copidosoma floridanum
Lineage: Eukaryota; Metazoa; Arthropoda; Insecta; Hymenoptera; Encyrtidae
Biological process (GO): base-excision repair
Molecular function (GO): alkylbase DNA N-glycosylase activity; DNA binding
Source: RefSeq, a predicted model, not a curated record